Linum trigynum is the source of this 4215-nucleotide messenger RNA. The record is from the annotation of a GenBank genome assembly. Lineage: Eukaryota; Viridiplantae; Streptophyta; Magnoliopsida; Malpighiales; Linaceae.
AUGGCUCCGGACGACGACGACGACAUUUCUCCACCCGUGGACUCGCGCCCGCGAUGGAACUACGACGUGUUCUUGAGCUUUCGAGGCGCCGACACAAGGAGCGGCUUCACCGGCCACCUCUAUUCGGCCCUCCUCCGCGACGGGAUCCACACUUUCCUGGACGACAGAGAAAUGGAGACCGGCGGAGAGGUCGGCCCCGAGUGCCUGAGAGGAAUCGAAGAGUCUAGGUUUUCCCUCGUCGUCCUCUCCAAAGGCUACGCUUCCUCGACUUGGUGCUUGGAGGAGCUUGCUCACAUCCUCAAAUGCAGAAGAGAGAGAGGACACUGCGUCUGGCCGGUCUUCUACAACGUCGAUCCGUCGGACGUCGAGGAGUGCAGAGGCAGCUUCGGGGAGGCAUUCGCCCAGCACGAAGCGGAUUUCAAGUCGGAGAUGGAGAAAGGGAAGAAGAAAAUCGGGGAGGACAACAGUUGGGAGAAAUUCGCGGCGCAGAUCGAGGAGUGGAAGUCUGCGCUCAGGGAAGUUUCUUAUCUUAAAGGAUUGGACCUAAGGAAGCACGCCGACGGAAAUGAAGCAAAUAAUAUUGAGCACCUGGUGAGAGAGAUCUCCAAGAGACUUGACCGAAAAGUUCUGAGUGUUGCUAGAAAUCCAGUAGGGGUACGUUCUCGAGCACAGCCAGUGCUCUCUUUCCUAGAUCGGGAUUCUACAGGUGUCCGUAUCCUUGGUUUAUAUGGAAUGGGGGGAGUUGGUAAAACAACAGUGGCCAAGGAAGUUUACAACUCGGUCUUCAAUAAUUUUGAAGGCUCCUGUUUCCUGGCUAAUGUCAGGGAGCAAUUGAUGGUCAAAGGCAUACCUCACCUGCAACGGCUACUUCUUUCAGAAAUCAUGAAGAGAAAGUAUGAGAAGUUUGACAAUCCUGACCAUGGGUUGAGUAUUGUAAGAGACCGAUUAUGCCACAAAAAGCUUCUACUCGUUCUGGAUGAUGUCGAUGAAAUGGAUCAAGUGAAAAAGGUUAUUGGGAACCUUGAUUGGCUGUCUCCUGGAAGUCGAGUGAUAAUUACUACAAGAACUAAGAAUCUGCUGCUGCCAUCUGAAUUGUUCUGGCAGUUUGAGGUUCAGGAAUUAAAUGAGAGAGAUUCUCUUCAGCUCUUAAGUUUACAUGCCUUUGAUUCGCGUGAUCCACCUGAAAACUAUGUUGAUAGUGCUACACGUUUAUUGCGUUAUACUGGGGGAGUUCCACUAGCUCUUGAAGUUUUGGGUUGUUCUUUGCAAGGUGAAACUGUUGACAUAUGGAAUAGCAGAAUGGAAAAGCUUAAGCUGAUGGCUAAUGAAGCUAUUCAGCCUGUUUUGAAGACAAGCUUUGAUUCUCUUGAUGACACUGAGAAGUUCAUUUUCCUUGACAUUGCAUGCUUCUUUGUUGGAUAUGAUAAGGACUAUGUAAUGAGCAUACUAGAAGGUUGUGGGUUCUUUCCAACUGAUGGCAUUAAUACUCUUAUGAGACGGAGCCUUGUAAAAGUUAGUUAUGACAACAAGCUAUGGAUGCAUGAUUUGCUUCGGGGUAUGGGAAGAGAACUUGUUCGUCAGGAGAGUCCUGUAGAUCCAGGGGAGCGCAGCAGGUUAUGGCAUCAUGAAGAUGUUACUGAUGUUUUAACUAGUAAGACGGGAACUAAGGUCAUUGAAGGACUGGCAGUGAACUUACAGAACACAAAACUUUCUACAAGUGCAAAGGCAUUCAAGAAGAUGAAAAGGCUGAGACUGCUGAAGCUCAAUCAUGUUGCCCUUAAGGGAAGCUAUGAAUACCUUUCUAGUAAGUUAAGGUGGCUGUGCUGGCAUGGGUUCCCAGUAGAAUCCAUACCGUCCGACUUUGAUUUGGAAAACCUGAUUGCUCUUGAUCUCCGGCGUAGCAGCCUGAUUGAGUUCUCAGAGGAAGACAUUAAGUCUAUGAAGAAGUUGAAAUUCCUUGACCUUAGCCACUCCAUUGAGCUGAUCAGGACUCCUAACUUUAAGGAUAUUCCCAGUGUAGAGAAGCUGAAGCUCAAGGGUUGCAUUAGUUUGCAACAUGUUCAUGACUCCAUUAGAUUUCUUACUCAACUCCGUUCUCUUAACUUGCAAGACUGCCGGACGCUUAAAAAGCUGCCAGCUGGUAUUGGUUUUCUAGGAUCAAUUGAGAACCUAAAUAUGUCCGGUUGCUUGACACUUGAGGAACUACCCGAGUCCAUUGGUUCUCUUGGUCAGAUUGUGCAGUUGAAUUUGCAUGACUGCAGGAACCUGAAAAGUAUUCCAUCAACCAUUGGUGGUCUGAAAUCUCUCACAGACUUGGACUUGUCAGGCUGCUCGGAUCUAGAAGAAUUGCCAGAGUCCAUUGGAGUUCUCGGUCAUGUCGAGUUCUUGAACUUGCAAAAUUGCAAGAGCUUGAGAAGUCUCCCUGGAAGCAUAGCUGGUCUCCAAUCUCUUAAGGAUCUAAACAUGUCUGGUUGUGCUAAAUUGGAGGAACUGCCAGAUUCCAUUGGGUCCCUCACUCACAUACCUGUCUUGAACUUGAGAGAUUGCAGAAAUCUUAAGAAGCUCCCCCCAAGCAUUUGUGCUCUAAGUUCAUUAAAGAAGAUAGACUUGUCAGGCUGCUCAAGUCUCAAAGAGUUGCCUGAAGGCAUUGGAAAAUUGGAAUCCUUGCUUGUCCUUUUGGCCAAUGGAACUGCAUUAAGUACUCUACCAGAUAGCACUUCAAAUCUCGGGAAGCUGAAAUUAUUAUCUCUGCGUCGAUGUGAUCACAUGUUCACUCCGAGAAAAUCCCCAUCGGUUCUCAACUUCUUACCUUCAUCCUUGAAGAGAUUGGACCUCAGAUAUUGCAACAUUACUGAUGAUAUUAUGCCGGAAGAUCUAGGAAGCUUCCAUUUCCUGAACAUCUUAAAGUUAUGUGGAAACAACUUCACGUGCUUGCCGGCAAGUAUCAUUGCUCUUCCACAACUCGUUGAACUUUGGUUGAACAAGUGCAAAAGACUUCGGGGAAUACCAGAGCUUCAAUCAAGUGUAAAAGCAUUGCAGGCGAAUGACUGUACGUCACUGGAAACUAUCAACUUAAGAAACUACCAUGGAGGAACAGGCUUGCAGGUCCAGGGCUGCUCGAACUUAAAAGGAGUGGAGGGCUUCUUCAACUUGGAAACUCUGGAACCUCAAACAUUUGAGCUUCUCAGAAGUUCUGGCUUCCUUACACAGGGCUCCAUUUCCAACAAUUCAGCCUAUAAAGUAGACAGCUUGACAGACACAUACAGUAUCAGCCCCCUUCAGGCUCUUGCAGAAAGGGGGCUCUACAGCUUGUUCUUUCCAGGAAACGACAUUCCAUCAUGGUUCGCCUAUCAAACUGAUGGCGACAGUAUAUCUUUUACUGUUCCCCCACUGGCUCGAGGUUGUGACAUCACUGGGUUUGUUACAUGCACCAUUUAUGCUUGGGAACGGCCCCACGAGUCAUGCUUUUUCAUGCCGUACAUCAGAAUUGUCAACAGAACAAAGAAGUUCACUUGGAAUUACACUCCACAUAUCACCUUCUUCAUGAAUGAGAAUCAUAGAGAAACAACGUGGCUCUGCCAUUGGAUAUUCGACACGAACGCGAUGGUCUUAGAUGAUAUAGACUCGGGUUGGAGGUUUCAGGAUGAGACCGAGCAAGGUGACGAGCUUGAAUUUUUUGUUGAUAUGGGGUUCGGCAUUCAAGUAAGGAAAUGCGCUGUCCAUCCACUCUAUGACUUUGCUCCUGCUCCUGCUCCUGCUCCUGCUCCUGCUGCUGAUGGUGAUCACAACCGGGAUUCAGCCUCGUUUUUGGAGCUACUAAGUGCCAUAUCAACAUCAUCAUCAUCCAAGCAUCGCAGGAGGUUUUCACAGUCACGGCCCCGGUGGCUUACAAUUGAGAACUCCCAGAGUAUUUGUGGGGAACUAUAUAUUUCAAGCGGAUCCCGUAACGAAGGCUAUGCUGAGUGGUCCCAGCAGAGGUCAAGAAGAUUCAUGGAGGUUGCUUUUAAAUCUGCAUCGAUCGAAGAGAUGGAGUUCGAGGAGGAUGAAGAUGACAGCGAUUUCGGGUCUUAUGAUGGAGAAGAGGAGGAAGAAGAUCAGGAAUGGCUGGAGUACUGCGAGGAUGAUGACGAUGAAGAUGAAGACCAAGAAGAAGAUAAAGAUAGUGAACUUUCUGCUCGCUCUUCCGAAGAAGAAGGGGAUGAAGAAACGGAGUAG